Molecule: messenger RNA, 1483 nt
Organism: Staurois parvus
Lineage: Eukaryota; Metazoa; Chordata; Amphibia; Anura; Ranidae
Source: the annotation of a GenBank genome assembly
AUUGAUAAAGCUUCUUCAUAUAUAAGCCAGCAAUAUCAAUCUCUCCAAAAACCAUAUUCCAUUGCCAUCACUUCUUAUGCUCUGGCCAAAGCAGAAAAUCUACAGGACAUAAAUAAACUGAUGUCAGCCUCUACAGAUAGCAACCAUUGGAAUGAAGAAGGCUACAGAGAAAUAACAAUUGAGUCAACAUCCUAUGCUCUCCUCACACUUUUGAAGAAGGGGGAGCAUAAGAAGGCCUCACCAUUAGCCCAGUGGUUGACGGAACAGAAAGAUUUUUUGGAGAUUUUAUGGAUCAACUCAAGCAACCAUCAUGAUGUUCCAGGCCCUUGCCCAGUUUCAUAUAGAUGUGCCAAAUAAAGGAGAUAUAAACAUGGAUGUCACAUACAAGCUCCCUGGCAAAACAGACAGUGUAACUCAGAAAAUCAAUGUUCAGAAUCUCUUGGUGGCUCGCACAGAUCAGGCGACAACAAGUGGAGACUUUAAAGUCACUGCAAAAGGGAAAGGAAAAGGUACCUUGACGGUCAAUGUUGUAUAUUAUGCUAAAGCUAUCGAGAAGCUGGAAAAAUGUAAUAAUUUUAAACUAGAUGUGACCGUUGCCAAGGAAGAACCUGCUGUGAAUCUGGAGGCUAAAUCAACCAUCUCAAUGGAAAUCUGCACCAGGUUCCUACAGUCCUGGGAUGCUGCUAUGUCUGUCAUGGAAAUAUCUAUGAUGACUGGAUUUGUUCCAGAUAUCGCCAAUCUUAAUGAGCUUAAUAAGGGAGUGGACAAAUAUUUCUCCAAGUUCGAGAUCAACAAAAAUGCUGUUGACAAAGAAAUUCUUAUCCUCUACUUUGACAAGAUUGCACAUGAAGGGGGACAUGUGUCUGAAGUUCAAACUUCACCAGCAUUUUGAAGUAGGCUAUAUUCAGCCUGCAUCAGUCACCGUGUAUGAAUAUUAUGCAAAAGAGAACCGCUGCACUAAAUUUUACCAUGUGGAAGAAGACAGCAAACUUCUGGGUAGGAUCUGUGUUGGAGAUGUGUGCCGCUGCUCUGAAGAAAAUUGCUUCAUGCAGCAGCAAAUGGCUAAAGUGGAUUCCACUGUACGAUAUACAAAGGCAUGUGACGCUGCUGUGGACUAUGUAUACAAGACGACACUCAGUGCCAUCAAGAAGAUGGACAACUAUGUCACCUAUGUGAUGACCAUUAAAGUGGUCUAUAGGGAAGGGAUCGAUACAGUUACUGUGAACGAGAAACGGGAUUUUAUCAGCCACAACAAAUGUCAACAAGCUUUAAAUUUACAGAUAGAUCGAGACUACAUAGUCUGGGGAAUAGCUAAAGAUAUGUGGCUUCUGGCAUCUAAGUACUCCUACUUGAUCACUAAGGACACCUGGAUCGAGAUGUGGCCCACCAACAAAGAGUGCCAGGAGAAGCAGUAUGAAAAAAUCUCUGCAAUGAUCUCUCCAAUAUGACAGAAGAACUACAUUUACACGGCUGUUCUGCAUAA